Messenger RNA from Cucurbitaria berberidis CBS 394.84, 1360 nucleotides. RefSeq names its product 3-carboxy-cis,cis-mucoante lactonizing enzyme. Gene Ontology annotation, molecular function: 6-phosphogluconolactonase activity; protein binding. The transcript has 4 exons. Bases 147 to 1235 code for a protein of 362 amino acids. The record is from RefSeq and is a predicted model, not a curated record. NCBI's taxonomy places the organism in Eukaryota, Fungi, Ascomycota, Dothideomycetes, Pleosporales, Cucurbitariaceae.
GACCCGGGAAGUUUAGCGACGCCAUCGAGCAAUAAGUUCCUGGCUGUGGAGGGCGAUGAUGUGAUUUUUUCGGAUUUGGUGAUUGUGCUCGUACGAAUCACUUGUUGAACAAGACCCGAACUUUUUGAAGAGAAGGAGUCGUCAAUAUGGUCAAACACCAUCUCAUGAUCGGGACGUGGACGCCGCCAGGGGUCAUUAUCACGGUCGCGUUCGACGAUGAGACACUAGAGUUGGAGUUGGUGAAGAAGACCGAGAUACCUGAGGAUGAGCCGAUCAGUUGGAUGGCCUUUGACCAUCAAAGGAAGACCAUAUACGGCGCGUCGAUGAAGAAAUGGAGCUCCCACCAAGUCAAAAGCCCAAGUGACAUCGUCCACACAGGCAGCUUUCCAAUAGGCGGACAUCCUAGAGCAAACGACUCCGACACCAAAACCCGCGCCAUCUUCCUCCUUCCCGCAAAGAAGCCCCCAUACGCCGUAUACUGCAACCCAUUCUACGAUCACGCAGGCUAUGGCAAUGUAUUCUCCGUCAACCCCUCGGGCCACAUCAAGGAAAACAUCCAGAACUUCGAAUACUGCCCACAAACCGCCAUCCACGGCAUGGUCUUCGAUCCUAAAGAGGCCUAUCUCUACAGCGCAGACAUGUGGGCCAACCGGAUAUGGUGUCACAAGAAGAUCGACGACGAGGGCAGGCUGGAGACAGUAGGCUAUACGGAAGCCCCAGCACCAAAGGACCAUCCCCGCUGGGUGGAAAUGCACCCUAGUGGGAACUAUCUGUAUGCGUUGAUGGAGGGGGGCAAUCGGCUGUGUGAGUAUGUGGUUGAUCCACAGACCAAGCUGCCGAUUUACACUCACAAGACCUACCCGUUAAUACCGCCUGGCAUCCCCAACGCAACAACAAUGUACCGCUCCGACGUCUGCUUCCUGACGCAAUCAUCGCAGUACCUUUUCGCUACUUCCCGAUCCAACUCCUUCUCCCUCACUGGCUACAUUGCUGCCUUCAAAAUCGCACCUUCAGGAGCCAUCGAGCGACAAAUCUGUCUCAACCCAACACCAACAUCGGGCGGGCACAGCAAUGCCGUAGCACCGUGUCCAUGGAGCGACGAGUGGCUUGCACUCACAGACGAUGAGAAGGGCGGCGUGGAGAUUUACAGGUGGAAGGAUGAGUUUCUUGGACGGGUUGCGAGGCUAGAGGUUGGGGAGAAGGGGUUUGGCAUGAACGCUAUUUGGUACGAUUAGAAAUUUAGAUGAUGGAAAGGAUAGACAGCUGCACGGUUUUAUUCACCAAGCAGCAGGCAUAGUAUAGAAAAUAGGUUGGUAUUUGGGCUUGCCGACUUGUAGUAAUAAAUACUGAAAACCUGGCC